CGACCGCUUUCAAUCGAUGUGGCGCUGAUUUUAUGGAGAUUUGCGUUCCUUGCUCUCCUCCGCGUCCGGUUCGUUCCGGCAUCUCCGCCACAUGCGUCCGCCAUUAUUGUUAACAACUAUAUAAAGUGAUAACUCGGGCAUAGCUUUUCAGUUUAUUCCUAAUCGCACAGAAAGCAAACCAAAGCAAUUCAAUCGAAAUUCGUUAUAUUAACUUUUAAUUCAAAUUCAAUAAAUUGUGUUAUAGUGAACCAUAAUAUGGAUUAUUCUAUCAAAUUUAUUUUUAAUUUUAUUUUGGUAUCAUUAUUUAUCACAAUUUCCUUUGCUCAAUACAACCCUACAAUUCUUCAAGAUACUAGAAACGAGCCAAAAGUAGAUGGUACCUUCGGAUUCCUCUACCGUACGGAAGACGGCAUUUCUCAUGCUGCAAAGGGUGAGCCCGGUGGGCAUGUAGUCGGCCGCUUCACUUACACCGACCCAACGGGUCUUAAAGUGAACUUCAAUUACAACGCUGGAUCAGGAGUAACUCCUAAGUAUAACUACAAUGCUGCUCCAGUUGCCAGUGCUCCAGUCUACAACAAUCAAGGAAUAGUUCAAGAAGAGCGAAGAACCAAACCACCUGCACUACAACAACAACAACAGCAGCAACCAAUUCAACAAUAUCAACAACCACAACAGCAAUAUUACGCACAGCCUGUUCAACAACAACCUCAACCUCAACCUCAACAACAACCAAUUCAACAAAAUUUCAACUAUCAACCAGUUCAAAAUUAUCAACCAGCUUUCCAACCAGUUUAUCAACCACAGCCACUUCAACCUCAAGGACUUCAACACCCUUUGGCAAAUUUACAGCAGGAUCCUUAUCUUCCCGAAGAUGAUGGCACUUAUCAUCCUGAAUUAGACGCGCAGUAUGAGUAUCAUGAUAGUGAUAACACUGUGAACAACAAUGUUAAUAAUCAAUUUGUUGGGUUUGGUAAAAAAUAACACAUGGUAAGAAUAACUAUAAAAAAAUAUAUUAUGUAAAAUUACUUGUAUUUCGUAAUUACAUGUACGAUUGUAUAUAGAUUUUGUGAGUGAGUUAAAUUUUUGCGGCAAGUAAAGUCUUCAAAGCAAAAA
Messenger RNA from Dalotia coriaria, 1113 nucleotides. RefSeq names its product activating signal cointegrator 1 complex subunit 2 homolog. NCBI's taxonomy places the organism in Eukaryota, Metazoa, Arthropoda, Insecta, Coleoptera, Staphylinidae. The transcript has 2 exons. The record is from RefSeq and is a predicted model, not a curated record. The coding region runs from base 256 to 981 and encodes 241 amino acids.